AUACAUGUUAAGAAUAUAUAUGGUUAAAUACCCGAGUAAAGACCGGUAGAAAGAAGGUUAAAAAAAGUCUAAAAUUGGAAGAAACAUAACUGUUGAUCAAGUAAUGAUAUCAAAGGACGCCCAGAAAUUAAUAGCCAACACAAAUUAAAUAGAAGCGUUGGUGGCUAAUUAAAUUUUCUUCUGGGAAAAGAUACAAGAGAAAGCUAGCCCUGGCAAGAGAUCGAUGUCUGGUGAAGGGGCAACGUUAGAGUACACGCCAACAUGGAUUGUUGCCCUCGUCUGCACUGUUAUGGUUGUCGCUUCAAUGGCCGCCGAACGCUUCCUCCAUCACCUCGGCAAGUUGUUGAAGAGAAAAAACCAGACUCCUCUAUUUCAAGCCUUGCAAAAGAUUAAAGAAGAAUUGAUGCUUCUGGGAUUCAUCUCAUUGCUACUCACAGUGUGCCAAAACGUAAUUUCUGAAAUUUGUAUAUCAGAGACAUUGGCGAAAACAUGGUUGCCUUGUACAGAGGAAGAAAAACAGACAUCCCAUUGGACGACGUCACACCUCGACUCCUUAUUCUCUUCCUAUGUUGCUGGUCAUGGGGUCGGUCGUCACCUUUCUUCUAGACCCUCCACCACUAAUUACUGUGCUAAACAGGGUAAGGUACCAUUGUUAUCUACCAGAGCAUUGCAUCAUCUUCACAUAUUUAUCUUUGCUUUAGCUGUUGCACAUGUGACCUUCUGUGCUCUAACUGUUCUUUCCGGUGGAGCAAAAAUAAGUCAAUGGAAACAAUGGGAAGAUGAUAUCGCUAAAGAAUAUGAUCAGAAGAACGUUCUAUAUAAGUUUACACAUGUUCACGAGCAUGAUUUUAUAAAGGAUCACUUUCAGGGAGUUGGCAAGAUAUAUGCUUUCAGAGGUUGGUGGCAUGCAUUUUUUAUGCAAUUUUUGGGAUCAGUAACCAAGUCAGAUUACACCACUCUGAGAUUAAGCUUCAUUAUGAAUCAUUGCAGGAGUAAUCCGAAGUUUAAUUUUCAUAACUAUGUGAUGCGUUCUUUUGAAGCUGACUUCAAGAAAGUUGUUGGCAUUGGUUGGUAUUGCUGGAUGGUUGUGGUACUUUUCUUGUUGGUUAAUGUCCAUGAUUUGCAUGCAUACUUUUGGGUAUCAUUCAUUCCUUUAACUCUCCUACUUGCUGUGGGGACUAAGCUAGAGCAUAUAAUCACCGAAUUGGCCACUGAAGUUGCUCAGAAACACAUGGCUGUUGAAGGAGAUUUGAUUGUGAAGCCCUCUGAUCAUCACUUCUGGCUGAAUAGACCCAAGUUUGUUCUCCUUCUUAUUCAUAUCACUCUCUUCCAGAAUUCCUUCGAAAUUGCUGUUUUCAUCUGGAUUUGGGUUCAAUAUGGUUUCAACUCUUGCAUAAUGGGAAAUAUUGCAUUUAUCAUUCCAAGACUUCUCAUAGGGGCAUUUGUUCAGUUCAUUUGUAGCUAUAGUACCCUACCACUUUAUGCAAUUGUUGCAAGGAUGGGAAGCAAUUUCAAGGGCUCCAUAUUUAAUGAACAAGUGCAAGAAGGGCUUAUUUCUUGGGCAAAGGAGGCGAAAAAGAAAGUUCAGAAAAAGGAAUCUAGCACGACCUCAUUAUCACCAGCAAGAUUUCUUGCUAAUCAACAAAAAUCAAAGUUUAUGAAUAGAUAAAAAUUUUAAUGAUGUAUCUUUGGAUGUUUUAACAGUGACUAGUAUUAACAUUUUUACUUACCAUAAAAAAAAUAAAGUAAAAUUACAUGUACAAACAUUUCUUAUUAACUUAUUUAUAUAAACUGGUUUAUUUAUACAAA
Mangifera indica (mango) is the source of this 1809-nucleotide messenger RNA. Its product is annotated as MLO-like protein 1. Bases 224 to 1669 code for a protein of 481 amino acids. The record is from RefSeq and is a predicted model, not a curated record. Gene Ontology annotation, biological process: defense response. Gene Ontology annotation, cellular component: membrane. Lineage: Eukaryota; Viridiplantae; Streptophyta; Magnoliopsida; Sapindales; Anacardiaceae. The transcript is spliced from 14 exons.